AAUGCUGAAUCUUGGCCACGCCCACUGACACUGAGCUGCCACAGCUCUCUGGGCUUUUCCCACCAUUUGUCACUUUGUAGAUACUGACAUGUGAUAUGCGAGAGACCGUUUUGAUUUAAAGAACUACGAGCUGACUGGGAUCAAAAUGUCAUCAUGCAGCGUCCUUGCCUCGUUGUCAGAGGAUCAUUUCCAGUGCUCGCUCUGUCACAACACUUUCAGCGACCCGAUCACGACUCCGUGUGGUCACAGCUUCUGCAGGACCUGCAUCCACGAGCACUGGGACGACAGCGAGUUCUGCCACUGCCCAACGUGCCAGAAGAGAUUCCACGGGAGGCCCGAGGUCUGCACUAACGCGCUCAUUGCAGAGAUUUCGGUGCAAAUUAAGAGGAGAAAAGUGGAGGCAUGUGAAACGUGGGAGGUGGAGUGCGACGUGUGCACGGAGUUCAAGCUCAAGGCCAUGAAGUCGUGCCUGGUGUGCGUGACGUCGUACUGCGAAGCCCACCUGGAAGCUCACCUCAGGGUUCCCUCACUGAUGAGACACAAGUUGGUUGACCCGGUGCGGGACCUGGAGGAGAGGAUCUGCGUGAAGCACCAGAGGAUCCUGGAGCGUUUCUGCAGGACUGAACAGGUUUGCAUCUGUCAGCUGUGCAGCGAGAGCGAACACAAAGACCAUGAGACAGUGACUGUGGAGGAGGAAGGGGCUCGGCAGAAAGAAACAAUGGAGUGCAAAACAGCAAAAAUAAAAACGCUGAUUGAGGAAAGAAGAGAAAAGAUCACAGAAUUUACUAACUCUUCAGAAAUGCGUAGAGAGAAAACCACGAAGGAGAUUGACGACAGUGACGCACUAUUCAAAACUCUGAUGAGUCAAGUGCAAGAGAUGCGACAUAAACUAAAAUCAAACAUCGAGCAGAAGCUGAUAAAAUCGGAAGAAAAGGACGCAGAGAUGAUUCACAAGCUGAAUGAGGAAAUCGCAGAGCUGCAGAGAAAACAGUCAGAGCUGGAGGUGCUUUCACAGAGUGACGACCAUCUCCGCCUGCUGCUGACUUUGCAGGCCGUGACCAACCUGGCCAGCACCAAGCCCUGGUCCAGCACCAGGGUCUACUCGGACCUGUGCAUGCAGACAGCCAGGAGAGCCGUGGGUCAUCUGGUGAACCAGUUUCAAGCCCAGCUGAAAGCGCUGACACACGCAGAAAUCACCAGAAUGAAACAAUAUAAAGAGUCAGUCACCUUUGACCCAGUCACUGCUGGCGGUCGCCUUGUGAUAUCGGAGUGGGGGAAGCGUCUGAAGCACUCUAAAAAUGCACCUGCUCCAUCGUCUGCGGACCUGCAGAGGUUCACGCUUCCCAUGGUUUUAGGGACCAACGGCUUCACCUCGGGACGGCACUACUGGGAAGUCCAAGUGGGCCUGAGGAAUGACUGGGAUGUUGGCGUUGCCAAGGAAACCGUGCCAAGGCAUGGGGAAGUCAGUGUUCAAAGAGACCACGGAUUCUUUUCUAUUGGAAAAACAGCUUUUGAUUAUGAAGUUAACUGUAAACCACACAUAGUCCUUCACCUGAAUCCAAGGCCACGAAAUAUAGGCGUGUAUGUGGACUAUGAGGAAGGAAGAGUCUCCUUCUAUGACGUGAAUGAGAAGCUGCACAUUCACUCUUUCACAGGGGAGCAUUUCACAGAGAAACUGUUCCCCUACUUUUAUUUGUACAGCAAGGCAAAGAAAUCGGAGCCUCUUAUUAUAACUUCAAUGGAAACAUGAGAAUUUCUUUUCCAAGGAGAUAAAAAAUAAAGUCUCAAAAGAUAAAAAGUUUGGUUAAACCCUCGGAGGACCUGGACCUGGGGAACUACGGCGGAUGUGUUUGAAGUGUGUUUUAAUACUGCAGCUACAUCAGUUUUCUCUGUGCCGCCACUGAAUUUAAGGUCCAGUGAACUUUAGCAAACAUCAUUCUUAGCAAGUUGAAAACAACAGAUCAGACUUCAGACAACGGGGGUAAAAAUGGCUUCCGAUUUCCAACUAGGAAAUAAUAAUAACUUAGCUGAGACCACCUGUUCCUGCCCCAGAUCUGAUCACCUUGACCAGGUGUGUUCAGUCACAGCCAGCUGACACACCUGAUGAAGGUGACCAGCAGGGAGAGUUGGAAAACCAGCAGGACGGUGGCUCUCGAGGACCAGGUUUGGCCAAAAUAAAUAUAAAUACAGCGGAUACAGGUUCAGACGCAUGGAUUUAGUGGCAUCUAGUGGACAGUUAUACUAGAUGCUCAGAGAGUUAUUUUACAACACUGCCAUAAAAACAUAUUUCUGUAUUGCUCAUUUCUGGUAAAUGUUUCCUUGAACAAUCAUUAACAUGUGAUCAACAUAAUAACAAUAA
This is a messenger RNA of Betta splendens (Siamese fighting fish), 2359 nucleotides long. RefSeq names its product E3 ubiquitin-protein ligase TRIM39-like. NCBI's taxonomy places the organism in Eukaryota, Metazoa, Chordata, Actinopteri, Anabantiformes, Osphronemidae. Bases 146 to 1750 code for a protein of 534 amino acids. The transcript has 7 exons. Gene Ontology annotation, molecular function: zinc ion binding; protein binding. The record is from RefSeq and is a predicted model, not a curated record.